UUCGGACGUAUUGUUAUUAAGACGUUAGAUAAUUCAGUGUUAUUCUAUUGGAUUCUUACAGUUUUUUUAACUAAAAGGUGCGUUUGUAAAUGCAGCAGAAUUAAAAAUCUUUUAUAUUAUAUUGAAAUAUAAUUAUAUAUAUUUAUAUAUAUAAUAAUAAAAAAAUAUUUAUAUAUAAAAGAUAUACAUAUUGUCAGCCGUAACUAGCGUUCGUUACAAGUGCAUAAUUAUCAUAAAUAAGAUUACACUCAAUAAUUUAUUUUAUUAAAAACAAAUAAAAUAAAUCAAAAAAAAAAUCAAAAUGCCUGAAUUAACUCCAGUACAGCAAUUCUAUAAGGAUAAAACAAUAUUUAUAACUGGUGCUUCCGGUUUUAUGGGUAAAGUUUUACUUGAAAAACUUUUGUACUCAUGUUCUGAACUAAAAGAAAUUAUAAUUUUAAUGAGACCAAAACGUGGUAAGACACCAGAAAGCCGUUUAGAAGAUAUGUGGAAAUUACCAAUGUUUCAACGUAUGCGUGAUGAAAAACCGCAUUUAUUCAAGAAAGUAACUAUGGUUGCUGGUGACAUUACCAUGGAUUAUCUUGGAUUAACUGGUGAAACAUUAAAACAUGUUACUGAUGAAACAAAUAUUGUUUUCCAUAUGGCUGCAUCAUUAAGAUUGGAAGCUGAUUUAAAAUAUAAUAUUGAUAUGAAUUUAAAUGGAACAAAAAGAGCAAUGGAUGUUGCUAAACAAAUGAAAAAAUUAGUUGCAUUUAUUCAUUUAUCAACAGCAUUCUGUAAUUGUGAUAUAGAUGUUAUGCAUGAAAAAAUUUAUGAAUUCCGUCAUAAACCAGAAGAUCUAAUGAGAAUGGGUGAAUGGAUGGAUAAAAAAAUGCUGGAUGCCAUACAAAAAGAUUUAUUAGAACCACAUCCAAAUACUUAUACAUAUUCAAAACGUUUGGCUGAAAUUUAUGUACGUGAUCAUUAUCCAGCUAUGCCAGUUGUUGUAACAAGACCAAGUAUCGUAUCACCCUCUGCUUAUGAACCAGUUCCUGGAUGGGUUGAUAAUUUAAAUGGUCCUACCGGUUUAAUGGUUGGUGCUGCAAAAGGUGUUAUACGUUCAAUGUUAAUUGAUGAAACAUGUAAAUCAGAAGUAAUACCAGUUGAUUACGCUAUUAAUGGUCUCAUUACAAUUGCAUAUGAAUUUGCAACAGAAGAAAAACCAGAAACAGUACCUGUUUAUAAUAUAACAUGUGCUGAACAUAGAAAACAAUAUUGGGGUGAUGUUAUUAAAUUAGGUAAAAAAAUUGGUUAUCAAUAUCCUUUAUCAGCUGGAUUAUGGUAUCCUGAUGGUUGUAUAACAACAAAUAGAUUACAUCAUAAUAUCAAUGUUUUAUUAUUUCAUUGGUUACCAGCCUAUAUAAUUGAUUUCAUAUUAUUAGUAUUGGGACAGAAAAGAUUUAUGUUACGUGUACAAAAUCGUGUACAAAUUGGAUUAGGAGUUUUACAAUUCUUUUCAAUGACACAUUGGAAAUUUAGAUCUGAUAAAUAUGAUCAAUUGUGGAAAAAAUUAAAUGAUACUGAUAAAAAAAUAUUCAAUAUGGAUAUGAAUCCAAAGGAAAGUAUCGAAGAAUAUAUGAUGUCAUGUGUAAUAGCUGGUAGACUGUAUUUAAUGAAAGAAUCACCAGAUACUUUACCAUCGGCUAGAAGACAAUUAGCAAUGAUGUAUGUACUUGAUCGUGCGUGUAAAACGUUCUUCUAUGGUUACGUUGCAUAUUAUUUAAUGAAAUUUACGGUAUCACCGGCUGCAUUUGAACCAUUACCCGGAUGGGUUGAUAAUUUAAAUGGACCGACUGGUAUAAUGGUUGGUGCUGCUAAAGGUGUUAUACGUUCAAUGUUAAUUGAUGAAAGCAUUAAAGGUGAAUGUAUACCAGUUGAUUAUGCUAUUAAUGGUUUAAUAACAAUUGCAUAUGAAUUUGCAACAAUGAAACAAAAACCACAAGAAAUACCAGUUUAUAAUGUAACAUGUGCUGAACAUCGUAAAAGAACAUGGGGUGAAGUUAUCCAUCAUGGUAAAAAAAUUGGUUAUGAAUAUCCACUUGAAAUUGGAUUAUGGUAUCCAGAUGGUGUUAUUACAACAAAUAGAUUAUAUCAUCGUAUCAAUUGUAUUUUAUUCCAUUGGGUGCCAGCAUAUUUUAUUGAUUUCUUAUUAUUAAUAUUUGGACAGAAAAGAUUUAUGUUACGUGUUGCUGAUAGAGUUGCAACUGGUUUAGAAGUUUUACAAUUUUUCACAAUGAGACCAUGGCACUUUACAUCUGAGAAAUAUCAGAGCGUUUGGAAAAAAUUAGGAGAAAAAGACAAAGCAGAAUUCAAUCAGGAUAUGGAUAAUCCUUAUCCAGAAGAAGAAUAUUUAAUUGCAGGUUUAAAAGGUGGUCGUCAAUGGAUUAUGAAAGAACCAUUAGAAACUUUACCAAAAGCAAGAAGACAACUUAAAAUAGCAUAUUUUGUUGAUCGUACUUUAUCACCGGCAGCAUUUGAACCAUUACCCGGAUGGGUUGAUAAUUUAAAUGGACCGACUGGUUUAAUGAUUGGUGCUGCAAAAGGUGUUAUACGUUCAAUGUUAGUUAAUGGUCGCUAUAAAUCUGAAGUGAUACCAGUAGACUAUGCAAUAAAUGGUUUAAUAACAAUAGCAUAUGAAUUUGCAACAUUAAAAGAAAAGCCAGAAAGUAUUCCUGUUUAUAAUAUGACAUGUCCUGAAGAGAAAAAAGUUACAUGGAAAUUUGUUAUGGAUUUGGGUAAAAAAAUUGGUUAUGAGCAUCCAUUUGAAGCUGGUCUCUGGUAUCCAGAUGGAAAUAUAACAACAAAUUAUUUUGUUCAUAUGUUAAAUGUGAUAUUAUUUAUGUGGAUUCCUGCAUAUCUAAUUGAUUUUCUAUUAUUAAUAGCUGGUCAAAAGAGAUUUAUGGUAAGAGUACAAACAAAAAUAGCUGAUGGUUUGGAUGUUUUACAAUUUUUUACAACAAGAGAAUGGAAUUUUAAAUCAACUUGUUAUGAGCAAGUUAGUAAGAAUUUAACAGAAGCAGAUCGUGAAAUAUUUAAUCAAGAUGCAUAUAAAGUUGAAGAAGAAUCAUAUAUGAGAGCUGGUAUUUUAGGUGGCAGACAAUAUAUAUUAAAGGAACCACUAUCAAGUUUACCGAAAGCAAGAAUUCAAUUGAAAAUUCAAUACAUUGUUGAUAGAUUGUGUAAAGCUCUCAUCUUGGGACUAACAUUAUAUUGGAUUUAUAAAAGAAUUACAAAUUCAGUUGAACAUUAACUUUGACGAUUCUUACACGGAUUUUGAAUUGGAAUUUGAACAUUGAGAAAUGAAUUUGGAAAUAGAAAAUUGAUUUUGCAAGAGAAAAAAAAGUCAUUAUAUUGGACCUAAAUUUAUUUUAUUCUUAUUUUUCCGCUGUAUUUUUUUUUAUGAUGUAUUUUUCGCUAUAAUUUUUAAUAAUUGUAUUAUAUAAGUAUUAUUGUUAUUAUUUUGGGCGCACAAUUUAUUUGGGUUGAAAAAAAUUUUUUUUUUUGUUUCUUAAAUAAUUUGGGAGAUUGAAAUUUUAGAUUUAAGUGAAAACAAAAAAUUAUACUCAAAAUUAAUUCUUAUUAAAUAUUUUUAAAUUAUCCUCGAAUCACAUACAAUAUCGUAUAACUCGCAAUUUCUAAAAUUUUGAGGAGAUACUGAAAACUUUCAUUUAUAUACAGAUUUCCUGUAUUUCAUCCGCGUUUUAUAAUAAUUUUAAUUGAUUUUUGAUGCAGAAAUGUGAAUUUUAAUUGCUUGUUAUACGAUAUUGUAAGCGAUACGAGGAAUAUAUUUCUUCGUAUCGUAAUUUUCAAAAAUGAAAAUUACCUUGGUUUUUCUUGCCUCAUUCUUUCAUAUUAUAUAGUCAUUAGUUUUGAGCUUUAAACAUAUAAGAAAAAAAGUAAAAAAAAAAAAUUUUUUUUUUUGAAAAACAUAAUGGGAAAAAAUUUUUACAUUAUUGUUUUUUAAUAGUCAAUUUAUGGGUAUUUUUAAUGAAUCAAAAAAAAAAAGAAAUAUGUAAAUGUAAAAUGGCCUUGACUUUAAAAUUAGAGCAAAACGGUAUUAAUGCAUAAUUCAGCUUCUGAAUUGUAAUUCCUGAAUUGAGUGCUAAUACCGUAAUAUUACUCGAAUUUUGAAGUCAUGGUAUGUAUAAUUGUUUUUUUUUUUUGGUUUACAUACAACGAUCGUAUUUAAUAGUACAACAUCAUUGUAUUGAAAAUUUUAUUUUGUAUGUACAUUUAUUAUAGCAAUAUUUUUUAAAUAUUAUAAUUAAAAAACUAAAAAUAUUGUUAUUUGAAAAUAAUUUUAAAAUAAUAUGAGUGCAUACAAAAAAAGAAAUUUUUUUUAUAUUCCUUUU
Molecule: messenger RNA, 4391 nt
Organism: Condylostylus longicornis
Lineage: Eukaryota; Metazoa; Arthropoda; Insecta; Diptera; Dolichopodidae
Exons: 19
Coding region: 302-3289 (995 amino acids)
Biological process (GO): long-chain fatty-acyl-CoA metabolic process
Cellular component (GO): peroxisome
Molecular function (GO): alcohol-forming very long-chain fatty acyl-CoA reductase (NADP+) activity
Source: RefSeq, a predicted model, not a curated record